Vespa velutina is the source of this 2379-nucleotide messenger RNA. Its product is annotated as forkhead box protein P1-like. Lineage: Eukaryota; Metazoa; Arthropoda; Insecta; Hymenoptera; Vespidae. Gene Ontology annotation, molecular function: DNA binding; DNA-binding transcription factor activity. The record is from RefSeq and is a predicted model, not a curated record. The coding region runs from base 468 to 1877 and encodes 469 amino acids. Gene Ontology annotation, biological process: regulation of DNA-templated transcription; circadian rhythm. Gene Ontology annotation, cellular component: nucleus. The transcript has 2 exons.
UAUUAUUAAUAAUGGAAUGAUGGGUGUAGCGGUGAAGGGAAGGAGAAAAAGAAGAAAAACAAAAUAAGAAAAAAAAGAAAAAAAAAAGAAAGGUUUUUCCAAGUGUCGUAACGAGAUUAUUCGCAAAUUACAUAUGUUAAAUCUAUGAUCUUAUAUUUAUCGCAAUGAUGUAUCUGGUAAAAUCCCGAUUAUUAAAGCGAUAAACCGAGAAAAAUAUUACGUUAUGUUAUAUAUUAUAAUACAUAUAUAUAUAUAUAUUGAUGUUAGUUAGCUUAAAGAUACCGAAGUAAUGUAUACGCGGAAGAUACGUAAUUUCGUCUUAACCGAAAUGACUCGUGCCAAAGAAAACGUCGACGAACGCAUACGAUUCCCUUUCGUCGUCGUCGUCAUCGUCGUCGUCGUCGUCGUCGUCGUCGUUUAUUCAACUACUAGACGGUUUCUAAGUAGAUGUGCUAAGAAGACGAAUUAUGGUGGCAGAAUUUGUCGCCCGUCAGAGUGGAUCGCCCAUAAAUGGUGAGACCGCCUGUCUGAAUAGCAACAUGCCGGCCAGCCACACAAUGGCGCACGCAGGUCACGCUGGCCAUGGUGGUCACGAUGCUCACGGACCACUACCGCCACUUACACAUCCGGCUCAUCACGGUGCUCCUAUUCAACAACAACAGCACCCACCGCAGCAGCAGCCGCAACAACCACCGCCGCCACCACCUCAGCAGCCUUCGCAUCAUCAUCACCAUCACCAUCAGACGCAACAACAACAACAUCAUCAACAGCAGCAGCAGCAGCAGCAGCAACAACAGCAACAACAGCAACAGCAGCAGCAGCAGGCGCAACAGCAGCACCAACAACAGCAGCAUCUUCAUCAAGACGCACAACAGGUGACACAUCCCGAAAACUUCCCCCCGAACUUCGACAUCAGAAAAGAGCUCUUUUCCCAGCGCAAACAGCGAGAGUUCAUCCCGGACAACAAGAAGGAUGACAGCUAUUGGGACCGGAGGAGACGCAAUAACGAGGCGGCCAAGCGGUCGCGUGAGAAGAGGCGAUUCAACGAUAUGGUACUCGAGCAGCGUGUCAUGGAGCUGAGCAAGGAGAAUCACAUACUGAAGGCGCAACUCGAGGCAAUACGCGACAAAUUCGGUAUAUGCGGGGAGUCCGUUAUAAGUACGGAACACGUGUUAGCUGCUUUACCCGCGGAACCACCAAUAAGCGUCAAGAGGGCGAAACUACCGGCCUCAGCAGCCCUCCUUUAUGCGAGAACACCAAGUCCCGUUCACACAUCGGUCAUCCAUCAGCCAGUUAGCGGUGCCAGAUCGCCAAGAUCACCUGCACAGCUUUACGUUCCCGAAACAACCGCUUAUCCGGAAACGGAAAGCUUCCAAUAUCCUUAUCCGCAUCCGGCGAUGCAUCUCGAUACGACGAGCGCAUUGAAUUUGUCGCGCGGACGAAGAGCACAAUCGCCCUUCGAGCUGUCCUCCGGUAGCGGCGAUGAGGGUGGACCACAAUUGAUAGUGAAUUCUUCGGCUAAUAACAGUUUACCGCACAAACUCAGGCAUAAAUCGCGUAUAGGUGACAAGGACGCAGCAAGUGCUCUAUUAGCGUUACAAGGAAUAAAACAGGAACCAGGACCAAGAGCGUCGCCGCCAUGGGACAAUGAGGGUUCCAGUGACGAACGAGAUUCUGGUAUAUCAUUGGGAGCCGAAUGGACUGGACCAAGCGUGGCUACCGUCCCGGAAAGUGAGAGGGAAGUCAAGUCAAGGCUCGAUCGUCUUGCAUCCGAAGUUGCCUCAUUGCAGUCCAUAUUGCGCCUUGGCAAGCCAACCGACAGUCUUAUGGCUGGACACCCAUUGCCAACUAACGCAACGACACAUAAUGGGCCAUGAACGAAUGUCAUCAUUUUUGUUCUGUUUUUUUUUUUUUUCCUUUUUUUUUCUCUCUCUCACUUUUCUUUCCUUUUUAUUUUAUAUACGAGCUUGUGCCGACGAAAUUUAUCCUGUUCGAACUAUCGUGUUUUUAUUAUCUAUCUUCGAGAUGCGAAGUCGAAAUCGAUUCGAUCACGAGGUCCGUUCACGUCCCGACGAACUUUUGUUUUUUUUUAAAAAAAAGGACGUACUCGUCGAUCGGUUCUCUCGAACGAAAGAACACGAACGGAGGGCGAAAGGGAGGGCGGGAGGAAGAGAGAAGGGUGACCGAUUCCUUCAUCCAAUGUCGAUUAUUCGCAAAGCGAAGAAGCAUCGAUUUUCUCAUAUUGGCGGAAAAAUGAACUCGAUUCCCGGAGCUUCUCUUUCUCAUUCAUUCGCUUUGCAUUCGAUGAUUAUUUGUCGAGAAAGGAAGGAGAAGAAGGAGGGGGGGAGGAGACCCUUUGCCGGACGGAUAUUCCCUCUC